Cryptomeria japonica (Japanese cedar) is the source of this 2155-nucleotide messenger RNA. RefSeq lists its product as uncharacterized. Gene Ontology annotation, biological process: double-strand break repair. Gene Ontology annotation, molecular function: nucleosome binding; ubiquitin-protein transferase activity. Gene Ontology annotation, cellular component: nucleus; site of double-strand break. The transcript has 7 exons. The coding region runs from base 299 to 1930 and encodes 543 amino acids. NCBI's taxonomy places the organism in Eukaryota, Viridiplantae, Streptophyta, Pinopsida, Cupressales, Cupressaceae. The record is from RefSeq and is a predicted model, not a curated record.
AUUAAUUUUAGAUUUGGAGCUAGAAAAUAGCCGUUGAAAGUAACCGUUAAAAUAGAAAUUCUUAAGCAUAUUUGAACCUUUUUCCAAACUAUCUUCCCCUGCCUUCUUCAGUGAACCUCUCGGCAUUCCUCCUCAACCCUGGCUUGACAUCCAAAAUCUAAAUCAGCUGCCUCCGAUAGAAAAUAUUUGUGAAUAGAAUAUUACAGCAUUUGAUCGUAUUGUUGGAGGCAUGUCAGAGCCAAAGUUUAGAGAGAUUUAGGAUCCAAACUAAUGCAUUUGGCCAGUAAGCAAUACCUCGAUGAGCCGCGAAAAGACAAGUAACCAGGUUGCUAGGGCACCAGGAGAAACUAAACAGAAUGCCUCUGAAGCUCGGGCAGAAAGCGAGGUUGUGGAGAUCAAGGAUGCAUGUAUCGAGAAAACAGAGGGUUUAGGAACUGUUGAGGUUCGAUCCCGGGCGGGUGAGAGGCUUCGAGAAGCGGGUUUUAUGAGUGCUCGCGCUUUGCUUGUGAAUGAGAGUGUUCUGAGUCCAGGUUUCAGAUCUGUUGCUGCAUUGGCCGGUUGGGAUGACGAGGCACUUUUGUUGGCCAGCUCUGAUGAGUCUCUGAUCGUUGAGGACUCUCCUGUCAGAGAAGCAAGGGAAAGAAAGAGGGCUACCAGAACCCCUGCUUUGGCUAAACCCCCGGCAAGUGCUCGAAGAAGUUCUGAUGAGGCAGGAGAUUUGGAAUCUUCGGUCGUUGAGGACUCUCCUGUCAGAGAAACCAGGGACAGAAAGAGGAGCGCCAGAACCCCUGCUUUGGCUAAAACCCCAGCAAGUGCUCGGAGAAGGAACCGAAGGGCCAGGACGCAAAAUAUUGAUCCAAUUGACUUGGCUCGAGUUGGUGCUCUGAGCCUUGAGGAUGAUCCAGUUGUUGAAAGGAAAGAAAAUAUUGCACAGCCUGCCCAAGGAAAUGUAUUGCAAGAUAAGACUUCUGUGAUUGUUCCAGAACAAAAUCUGCCACCUGAUUGGAAGAAAACAAAUCCUGGAUUUCCAAGAGCUAAGCCUAGUUCAGACAGAAGUAAGAAAGGAUCUUCAAAAUCUGCCGAACCUAGUCCAACUAAAAGUGAGAAAGGAGGAUCUUCAAAAUCUGCCGAAUCUAGUCCAACUAAAAGUGAGAAAGGAUCUUUAAAAUCUGCCGAACCUAGUCCACCUAAAAGUGGGAAGGGAUCUUCUGGACCAGCAUGCUUGGAGCAAUUGAGAGAAGAGCUUUCUUGUGCGGUUUGUCUUGACAUAUGUUUUGAGCCCUCAACCACAUCUUGUGGUCACAGUUUCUGUAAAAUGUGCUUGGAAAAUGUCAUGGAGAAGUGUGGUCUGCGUUGCCCCAAAUGCCGCCAGACAUUGAAGGGAAAUUUUAAAGCUUGCCCAAUCAACACUGUACUUUGGAACACAGUUCAACUUCUCUUUCCAAAAGAAGUUGCAGAAAGGAUCAAGACAAACAAAGAAAGAGAUGAAGCUUUGAAGCUUGAAAGGGUGAAUGAAAAACGAAACUCAAGUUACAUCAAUCAAGCUAACAGGGGAAGUAUAAGGAACAAUGAAAGCACUCGGCAAGGCCCAGUUCGGGGAAUUGGACUAAGAAGGCCUGAAUAUGCAACAACAGUUAACAACUUCAGGAUAGCCUUCCAAUCUGCAGCAAUGACUGAUCAAGAAGAGGUUAUUAUUGAAAAUGUUGGGAGGAAUGAAAGGGUUGGACGCAGCAACAGAAGUAAUAGCAGUCAGGAGGAACUGGAUGCAGCAUUGGCUUCAAGGCUGCAACGGGAAGAGCUGAUGAGAACUUUCAGAGGUGAUAGAAGAACAAGAAACGGAGGAGAUCAGUUAACGUCUGUCUCUUCAGCUGCAGCAAAUUUAAGAGCAAUGGCUUCCCGAGCCAUUCGUUUGAGAGCAAGAAAUCAGUAAGUAGGAUUUGUAUUGAAAAUGAUCAUGAUGUUUUGGAGAGAUCCACUAUACUGGUUUACUGUUAAAACAAUCAUGGAUUACCGAUGGUAAAUCCUUGUAUUUUUUAAAUUAGUUAAUAUUGUAAAAUUAUAAAACAUUAUUUGGUUGGCCAAAAUGAACUUUGACAGCCACUUGAUGAUGAUUCCAUUUUUCAAUGUUAUUAAGGUAUGCUUUAGAUGUGGAUUC